This is a messenger RNA of Plasmopara halstedii, 300 nucleotides long. RefSeq lists its product as uncharacterized. Lineage: Eukaryota; Oomycota; Peronosporomycetes; Peronosporales; Peronosporaceae. The coding region runs from base 1 to 300 and encodes 99 amino acids. The transcript has a single exon. The record is from RefSeq and is a predicted model, not a curated record.
AUGCCUGUGUGUCUCUCUGCACCAGCUGGCAAGCCAAAGACAAAGUCAGAGUUCACUAAUUUCCAGCAGUCCGUAAAACGGACAGGCUCUGCAUUGAAGCUAACGCGUGAUCUGCUGGUUGAUCCUGCUGUCCGCCUCUUCCGUUCGCACACACGCGAAUACUUACAUGUUCAUACACGACCGCCAAAAGGUGUUAAUACCGCAUUGGAGAUCUUCAAAUGCCAAAAUGGUCAAUGGAAGGCUCAUCAGAAGACACAAAAGUACACUGUCCCUAUUUUUUCGUGGAAUGAUGUUGUUUAG